UCACCAUGUAUGAGAAAUUAAACACCGCAUUAAACGAGGGUUUUCACCUGAAUGGCAACACUGGCCACAUAACGUAUUUCCGGAAGAGACGUCUGAGCUGUCUUCUGCCUCUGUGUAAAGUUUAAUUCACAAGAUUACAGUACAGCCACAUCAUUUAAUGUAGUAAGCUUCGACGAAGCUACUGUAACAUGGUACUGUAUUAUGCUAUUUAACGUUAUCGAUGUCGGCAUGCAGCAAAUGCACCCAGUCAGGUCAAUGCGCCGCGCCACCUAUCUUUUACGCUUGUUCUCCAGCUGAUCUAAAAACCAAAACAGUCUCUACGUAAUCCCGCCCAGCGUUCCCAUGGCCACGGUGUGAGAGCGAGGCCGCUGGGAGAGCUCGGCGACGACGGGAGGCGGUAACUAGCUUGUAUUUUGAGCUGGUUAGCCGAUUGUCCCGGGCGUAUGUUGUCGGAUGAUUCAAAUGAGACGAAAUUCACACGUCACACGAUUUUUUUUUUACCUAAGCAACGUUAUAUUUCUAAGUAUUCGAAUUAGCUUCAUGUCCCGAAAGUGAAUUCGGAGAGGACGGCAUUUACUGGUUAAGCCCGAGAGGACUUCAGCCGUGUGGCAGGGCUGAAAGAUGUGUGAUGGGAUGGCGGCAUGGGAAACGCUAGGCUGGGGCGUGCGGCUGCCUGCUCUGGUUGCCGUGGCGCUGCAGCUGCUCCUCUUCCUUGGCACGCUCUCGACAGGCCAGGCAUCAGGCUGCUCCAGGCCCUCUACCGUGCAGCACGGCCGGUGGAACCUCACGGAGACCAACCGCGGCUCCCUCCCCGCAGGCACGGUGGUGCAGUACGGCUGCGAGCCCGGCUACACGCUGAGCGGCGAAGCCGUGGUCACUUGCACCGCCCCGGGCCACUGGGUCCCCAACCCGCCCCACUGCCUCAAAAACUAUGUCUGUCGUCCCCCGAGUGAGCCGGAGAACGGGGGCUACAUGUGCCACCCGUCGCCCUGCCACAGACUGACCGACGGCACCGUCAUCGAGUACUUCUGCGACGAGGGCUACACGUUGAAAGGCUACAGGUAUCACACCUGCAACAACGGCGACUGGGACUCGGCCACACCCAUCGUCUGUCACCUGGGACAAGGGAAGGAGGAGCGCUCUCCCCUGGCUAUGCCUGCCCUGUCCAUCGUGGUGACCACGGCGAGCACGGUGAUUCUCAUCCUGCUGCUGGUGGUCCUUGUCGUCCUGCUGCAGCCCAAGCUCAAGUCCUUCCACCAUAGCAGGCGUGAGCAGGGAGUAUCAGGCCAGCCUGCCUCCAUCAUAGUGGAGGGUGUGCAGGUCUCCCUGCCCUCCUACGAGGAGGCGGUGUAUGGGAGUGCUGGAGUGGCCCGCCCCCCCCCCGACUCCCGUGUGCAGAUUGUGCUCUCCGAGGGCCCGCAGUUGGAGGCCCACGCUGCGGAGCCCGGCCCAUCCAUGCUGGAACCUGCCCCCCCCCACUCCACCUCCUCCUCCUCCUCCUCCUCCUCCUCCUCCUCCUCCUCGCUCUCCCGCCACGAGACCGCACUGGUUCACCAGGUGCUGCCUUCGUCAUGGACGGCCGAGCUGGCUGGCGCGGCGGCCGCCUGCGGGCCCAGUAGCGACCAACACAGCCUGCUCUCGCUCACCUCCGCCGAGGAUUACGGCGACGAUAUUCCGUUGCUGAAGGAGGCCUGAGUCGGCUCCUGCUCUCCGCGGAUGAUCACCAGGACUGUGGCUCCUUAAGCUUCGUACCAAACAACCCCCCCCCCCCCCCCCCCCCCCCCACUGCUGCCAUACAGAACGCAAGAGGAACCAAAUGCCUGUAGAUCGCCCCAUGACUAAAAACUCUCUGGCCCACGGUGUCUGAGCUUCAGUGUUACCCCUAUGUGGUCUGUCAGCUCGUCUCACUAGAAGGCCCCGCUACUCAGAUACCCCCGUAAAUGGUUGCACAGAUGCUCUCUAAAUUAUAGGAGUAUGUAUAGUGUAUACAUAAUAGCAUUUCAGUUGUAAGCCCCCCCCCCCCGGUGUCCUGAUAAGCAUUUGCACUCAUAAAGGCUUACCUUGUCACAGUUGUGAGGAUUUGCUAAUUACAAAUGCGUUCAGUUUCUAUGCUGUGUAAGAGGUGAUGAAUGGAUGUUUCUGUGACCUCUGAAAAAAAAGGUGUUUGAUGGGCAAAUACCUGAUAAGCCGUACCCUUUUCAUUUUUUAUGCUGCAUGUUCUGUGCAUCUUAAUUUUUAAAUACACCCCCCCCCCCCCCCCCCCCAAUAACAUACACAUUAGAGAAAAAGCAUGCUGCAUAGCACCAUCUCCACACUUGAUGGGUCAGCCAGGGAUGAACAUAGUACUGUAUUCACAGACAUGCUUGUCUGUCUGUUUGCUACAAAGUGGAACUGUGUACGCACAUGUGUAUGUAAUAUGUAAUUAAAGAGGCCUCGAAAGUAUCAAGCUUUUUAAAAAAAUAAAUAAUACCUUAUUAUUUUUGAAUAAGUGAUGUCAUCCAAUCAGGAAUGUUUUGUCUGUCCAGGUAUAGGGAGAUGUACUUUAAAAAAACAACAAAAAAAGGUUUGCUCUUACAUUAAACAAAGACCCAGAACUCAAGAAAAUUUAAUCUCUGAAAGUGAGAAUGUGUUGUUGUUGACAGAAAACUGCAUCAGGCUGCACUAAGAGUGAUUACAUAUCAGAUGCGUGUCUUGCUUAAGGUUCGUUACCCCACCCGUUUGCAGCUUUUUAAACUUGUUUUUUGGCCAAUUCCAUACCAAGUGGAAUAACAUUUGAUUUGUGGAUGGUAAGCCAUCUUCUCAUGCUUUAUAAUAUUGUGUCUUGUUUUUACCUGGGUUCAGUAACAGAGCAGUGUCUUGGUAGUCUGAUGCUCUGUUUUCUUUGCUCAUUUGUGUAAACCCCUUUCCUCUUCUUUGAGUGGCUUACUGAAAGCGAAAUGGAACUGUCGCCUUAAGACUUGUGUAUUUCAUAAUUUUGUGAUUGUUUCUUCCAUCUCACAUGCUAUACAAUAUUGAUGUGUCUUCAGUUUACUGAUGGCCUUACAUUUUUACUUUCUAUGCAGGGUCUUGUGGAUUUUCAGAGCGGGGGGGUCCUUUUCUUUUUUGCAGAGGACAUUAAUGAACAACGUCCAUCAUUUUUGCUCUAAACCUUCCUCUCCAUCCAGUGACUGCACUAUGAACAAUACUGCACCUGUUCUAAUUUCUGUUCUUGCAGCUGUUGUAUUUAAAAAAAAAAAAAAAAAAAAAAAGUCCCUGGCGCCAUUGUAUGGUGUUAGCCAUGUUAUCAUACCCUUUUCAUUUUUUUUUUUCUCUGUACAUUGCAGUGGGUGUGAAGAUGAUAAUAUUUUAAUAUUUGUAUAAAGUUUAAUUUAAUUAUACAGUGUGUGUAUAUAACUAUUUCUAAUUAAAGCUUUCCUUGGAAGUGC
This is a messenger RNA of Electrophorus electricus (electric eel), 3425 nucleotides long. It is a transcript of the gene susd6, whose product is annotated as sushi domain containing 6. Gene Ontology annotation, biological process: DNA damage response. The record is from RefSeq and is a predicted model, not a curated record. Lineage: Eukaryota; Metazoa; Chordata; Actinopteri; Gymnotiformes; Gymnotidae.